Messenger RNA from Meloidogyne enterolobii, 2668 nucleotides. The record is from the annotation of a GenBank genome assembly. NCBI's taxonomy places the organism in Eukaryota, Metazoa, Nematoda, Chromadorea, Rhabditida, Meloidogynidae.
UCAUGCUUGGCUAUACUUUUACAAGGAUAUUCGUUAUAUUGUUGAUUUAUGUUUUUACUUUGAUGGCUACAAAUUUGGUUUAUUCAAUGGAAAAUGAAGUUCGAUGCGGUUCUGUCGAUAUUAGAAAUGAUCCAAGAAAUGCUUUUCAUCAACCUCGUAGAAAUAUGAAAACAGAUGAGGAUGGAAAAGAGAGGAAAUUGAAAUAUAGAGAAUGCACAAUUUUAGAAGGGGAUUUUACUAUUUCUAUGAUUACAAGAAGCAAUCUUACUGAUGAUCUGUUCCCAGUUUUUGAAAAUUUGCGUGAAAUAACUGGCUCAAUUUUGGUUUUUCAAAUACGUGGAUUAACCAGCCUUGGACGUAUUUUCCCAAAUCUUCGAGUAAUUGGUGGUCAUUCAUUAAUUAUGAAUUAUGCUCUUGUUGUAUAUCAAAAUUAUGAUUUGAGGGAUAUUGGUUUAACAAAACUCGUUGCAAUAAAAAAUGGUGGUGUUAGAAUAACUGAAAACCCUCGCUUGUGUUAUACUCGAAGCAUUUCUUGGAAACAAAUAUUAAUUGGAAAUAUACGCGAUUUAAUUAUUGAUCAAGUUGCUGGUCAUUGCAAAAAUGAUUGUCCAACAAGUGAAAAUGAUCCACAUUGUUUUAGAGAUCCGUUUACUUCUAAUAUGGCUUGUUGGAAUAAUACACACUGUCAGAAAAUUUGCAUAAACAAUCAAAAGACUCUUUCUGGUUGUACAAUAAACGAUGAACUUUGUCAUGAAGAAUGUAUUGGUGGAUGUACUAGACCAAAUGAUACUUUUGCAUGUUUUUCUUGCCGUCAUUUAGAUUUGAAUGGUCAAUGUGUUUCUAAAUGUCCUGAUCAUUUAUAUGAGCAACUUGGUCGUCGUUGUUUAACAAAAUAUGAAUGUGAAGCUUUAUAUCCAGUAACAUCAUAUCCUAGUGCUGAUGAAAAAUCUGUAUGGAAAGCAUUUAAAAAACAUUGUAGUUAUGAAUGUCCUAAUGGUUAUAGAGAAGAUCCAUCAAAUUCCCAUUCUUGUAUUGAAUGUAUCAACUUUUGUCCAAAAAAAUGUCCUGGAGAUACUGUUGAUUCAAUUAGCUCUGCACUCAAAUUUUCAAAAUGUAAUAUGAUCGAAGGAAAUUUAGAAAUUGAUAUGAGAAUUGGAAUUGAAUCUACUAGUGCAGAAAAAUUUACUGAAGCAUUUGGUGAAAUUGAAGAAAUUACUGGUUACCUUCUAAUUCGUUUUUCUUCUGCAUUUAUGUCACUUCAUAUGUUUAAAAAACUUCGACGAAUUCAUGGACAACAAUUAUGGAAAAAUUUGUACGCUUUAGUUGUUUUUGAAAAUCAAAAUUUGCGACAAUUAUUUAAUGUUGAUGACGAACAUAAAAUUGAAAUAUUGAGAGGAAAAAUAAGCUUUCAAAAUAAUAGAAUGUUGUGUUAUGAUAAGAUUAAAAACUUUAUUGAACAUUUGGGAAUGAAAGUAUGUACUGAAUUUGGAGAUGAAAACAACAAAGCUAAAUGUGUUGGUGAAAGUGAUGUUUCCCCGUUUAGCAAUGGAGAUAAAGCUAUUUGUGAUGAAAUUCCUUUAGAAGUAAAAAUUGUUUCUGUUUAUUCCUAUGGAUUUGUGAUUACUUGGACACCUUUUAAUACAACUGAUAUGGAUCAUAGGAAAUUUUUGGGAUAUAUGAUAUUCUACAAAAAAGUUGACAAAAUUAAUUUAAAUAUGACAAUUGAUGAUGAUCGUUCAGCUUGUUCAGAUUCUUGGAGUAUGUAUUUUGUAACUGAUGGAAGUGAUUCAACAAAGGAAGAUAUUUCUGGGGAAGAUGCUGGAACAAGUUCGCCUAAAGGAGAAUUAAUAAAUCAAGGAGUUGAAGCAAAUACACUUUAUGCUGUUUAUGUACAAACACGUGUAGUUAAUCAUCCGGGUGCAAAGAAUGCAAUAUCUCCAAUUCUUUAUGUUAAAACUCUAUUUGGUGUCCCUGAUCCUCCACGAAUGCGAGCUUCAAUAGCGUUAAGUCCAAAUUCUAUCAAGUUAAACUGGGAUCCACCUUUGGAAGCUUAUGUCAAUACAAUUGUUUCAUCAAAAAAUAUUCCAUCAAAUAUAUUUCCUCCAUUUAUUACAAAAGAUAACAACAACAAAGAUACUUGUUCAGCAAAAGAAGGAUGUUGUAAAUGUAGUAGUAAUAAUAAUGGAGCAAGUGAUUAUUCUGGAGAAUUAAAUUCUAAUAAAAAGAAAAAAGAUUCAAAUGAUUUGGAUGCUGCACGUAAAGAUAGCAAUAGUUUUGAAGGUUUUUUUUUAAUUUUUCUGAAAAAUAAAUAGUUGAAUCCGGGUCUUUUUUUCCAGCACUGCCUCUUUUAACAAGUGAACCAUCCAAACAAAAUUUCCCCUAAACGUUGCAGCCCUAAAAUUUUUUUUUAUUUUUAUAUCGAUAGUUGAAAAAGUAAUUUGAUAAAGCUCUUUCUUUUGGUAAGCAUAAGGUUUUGACAUAUUUUUUGGUUGAUUCCUUUUUAAGACUUGUGGAAAGCAUUCAGAAUUCUGAUUUUUUUUUAAUUCUUGGAGUUAUGGAUUUAGACAGUCGUUUUUCUGGGAUGGGGUUAUUACUUAAAAAUUAUUUUUUCUUUAAAAAUUCUUUCAAGUCAGGGCUCUUAGCAAAACAUCUAAGUAAGAGCGCUGUU